Molecule: messenger RNA, 1965 nt
Organism: Uloborus diversus
Lineage: Eukaryota; Metazoa; Arthropoda; Arachnida; Araneae; Uloboridae
Product: protein eyes shut homolog
Exons: 10
Coding region: 1-1965 (654 amino acids)
Molecular function (GO): calcium ion binding
Source: RefSeq, a predicted model, not a curated record
AUGUCAGGAGGAAAUUAUCAUGUAUCGGUCCAGCAGUUACUUGAGUCGGAGAGGAAAUUACGCUUAAAAAGUAUUUUACAACUACAUUCAAACAAAUUUGGAAACAUCCCAAUCAAGAAUUUAGUACUUGAAAUAUGUGGAAAUGAACAAAGUGAAUCAAUUGAAGAAAGGUGUGAUUUACUUUAUAGUGAUAUCUUUGAAAAUUUUGACCACACACAAGUAACAGCGGAUGAUAUUGAAAUUUUAACUUUUAUCGGUGGAUAUUGUGUUCACAAGUUAAACGUAGAGUGUCCUCAAUGCAAGAUUUAUUUCCAGUCAUCCAAGAAUGUAUCACUUGAAGAUAAUAUGGAAACCAAUAGUAACUUACUUUCUGUCAAUUAUUUUGCUUACAUCAACCGAGGAGGAUUAAAGCUUCCAUCAGAAAAGGUUGCUUGUACCAAUGGUGAAAAGUGCAGAAAUGAAACACAGAAGUACCAAGAGAAUGCAGUUUUGAACUCAAUAGUCAUACAAGCCGGCGAUGAAAUUGUAAUUCUUGUUGACAUAGAAGAAGAUGAUGAAAACGGAACAAGUCACAUUAUGAUAUUGGACAGACCAACGAACAUAUGUGAUUACAAAACUAAAAAGACCUUGUUAAGCUCCGACUCAAGAAAUAUCACUUUAACAGAAAAAAUUCUUCAGUCCGGAGAUAGAAAUGUACUAAUACGCUAUGUUUGGCAAGGAACAGAAUGUGACAUAGGAUGGGAUCUGCAUAUUAAAAUACAAGACCAAGAAUGCUCCAAAAACAAAGACCAAAAUUUGUGCUCCGGAAAAGGAUUUUGUGACAAUUUUUCGAACACAGGUUCUUUCUCUUGCCGAUGCUGUGCCGGUUUUGUUGGCAAAUACUGCGAGGAGAGAGAUGGUUGCUAUGGUAAUCCUUGUCAGCAUGGAGGAUUUUGUGUUGACAUUGCGGAAGGACUUGUUGGAACUACUUUUCAAUGUUUAUGCCCGCAUGGAUAUCGCGGAAGGUCAUGCGAAGGAGAAGUGAGUCUUUGCGACAGGCGGCCUUGCCUCAAUAAUGGAACUUGCAAAGGAAACCAGACGGACUACACUUGCGAUUGCCCAAAAGGCUUUUCAGGACCUGACUGUGAGACUAACGUCAAUGAGUGCCUUUCCAAUCCAUGCGUUCACGGCGUUUGCGAAGAUGGUUUUGGAGGAUACAAAUGCUACUGCCUACCAGGAUAUGGUGGUGAUCACUGCGAAUUCGAAUACGACGAAUGCGAUUCCAGCCCUUGCAUAAAUGGUGGCGCUUGUGAGGACCUCGUUGCUGGAUACAGAUGUCAUUGUGGACCGGGUUACGAAGGACGCCGGUGUCAAAUAAAAGUGGAUCUUUGCAAACCAAAUCCUUGUCCAUCACCAGCACAGUGCGUGGACAGAGGAAACAAUUAUAGUUGUAUCUGCCAUCCUGGAUAUAACGGACCUGGAUGUACGCAACACUAUGACCCUUGUUACCCAAAUCCUUGUCAAAAUGCAGGAAGCUGUUGGCCGAGCCUUGACUCGUAUUUUUGUUCUUGUAAACCUGGAUUUACUGGAGAUCUCUGCGAAGAAACACUGGAAGUUUCACAGCCGCUUCCGAGAACUCUUGAUGAUCCAGGUGAGCCGGAAGAAGAAGACAAUCCAGAUCAUAAGAAAGAAAAUGUUGAUCAUUGGCACAACUUGUACCUCGUGGGUACGAUGCUGAGCAUGGCAGCUGCACUCGUUGCUUUGAUUGCAGUAGUCUGCCAUUGUCGACUCAACAAGACCUACAAACGCUUCACGCGGAAGAUAGGCAGAUCAUGUUCAGAUCUCAAGCAGCAAAAACUCGAAGACCCAGGCAAGUUUUCAUUGAAUCUUCGUGGGAACGUUUCUGAAAGUCCCCCCAAGGAUCCACCGUACGAGGCCACCAGCGUCGACCUAGCGGACAGCUUGGAUGCACCCCUCAUCUGCUAA